Messenger RNA from Osmerus eperlanus (European smelt), 5377 nucleotides. RefSeq names its product A-Raf proto-oncogene, serine/threonine kinase (gene araf). The transcript is spliced from 16 exons. Gene Ontology annotation, cellular component: cytoplasm. The record is from RefSeq and is a predicted model, not a curated record. The coding region runs from base 223 to 2058 and encodes 611 amino acids. Gene Ontology annotation, molecular function: ATP binding; protein kinase activity. Lineage: Eukaryota; Metazoa; Chordata; Actinopteri; Osmeriformes; Osmeridae. Gene Ontology annotation, biological process: Ras protein signal transduction; protein phosphorylation.
GUUGCCGAAACCCCCUAAAUGUCAGAUACACAAGAAGAAGACGAAGAAGGAGUCGCCCAUCGUUACUUCAGAGAGAAUCUUGUUGAGAGAAUUCAAGAUGGCAGUUUCAGGUUCCAGGUAAAGGGCUCACUCCCUUGGUCUCCCCAGUGCAUGAAGUUGUCCUGCAGUUGACGUGACUUAGUGCUGCUGCCUCCUGUUCUCCUACCUUCCCUGCCUUUCACCAUGUCCUCCACCUCCUCCUCCUGCUCCUCCUCUGGAGAGACCAGCCCAGAGGAUGUACCCAGAGGUGGGGGCACCAUCAGAGUCUACCUCCCCAAUAAGCAGAGGACAGUGGUGAAUGUUCGCUCAGGACAGACGGUGUUUGACAGCCUGGACAAAGCUCUCAAAGUGAGGGGCCUCAGCCAGGACUGCUGCGCUGUAUUUCGCCUCCUAGAGGGGCGCAAGAGACUGACGGAAUGGAACACUGACAUCACCCCGUUGGUGGGGGAGGAGCUUCUGGUGGAGGUGUUGGACGAUGUCCCUCUCACCAUGCACAACUUUGUACGUAAAACCUUCUUCAAGCUGGCCUAUUGCGACUUCUGCCACAAGUUCCUCUUCAACGGCUUCAGAUGCCAGACGUGCGGCUACAAGUUCCACCAGCACUGCAGCAGCAAGGUGCCCACCGUGUGUGUGGACAUGGACACCAUGACCAAGCGGUGUGGGCCCAACCCCUGCACAGAUGAGGGGUAUCCUCAGAUAUCCAUACUGUUGCCAGACAACUCCAUAUCCCAGAGUGACAUAGCCUUAACCCCAGAGCCUCCUGGGCUUAAUCUGCUGUCCCCCACUUCGGCCUUCCGCUUCCCCCUCCCUGGCGCCGAGGGCCAGUCCCUGCAGAGGCAUCGCUCCACCUCCACCCCCAACGUCCACAUGGUCAGCACUGUGGGGCCGGCGGGCACCAGCAUCAUCGAGGAAGCGCUAAAGCUCAACAGCACCAUGGGUCCUGAGCCUUCACCCAAGCCCUCCACCAGCCCCCCCUCUUCCCUGGGCUCCCCAGGCAGAAGACCUCCUAAGUCCCCCUCGGAGCACAAAGAGCGCAAGCAGUCCUCCUCAGACGACAAGAAGAAAGUGCACCGUGGCUACAGAGACUCUAGUUACUACUGGGAGGUCCACUGGCGGGAGGUCAACAUGCAGAAGAGGAUAGGCGCCGGCUCCUUCGGGACUGUUUUCAAGGGCAAGUGGCACGGAGACGUGGCCAUAAAGAUCCUCAAAGUGACAGAGCCGACGCCUGAGCAACUGCAGGCUUUCAAAAACGAAAUGCAAGUCCUGCGAAAGACACGCCAUGUCAACAUUCUGCUGUUUAUGGGCUUCAUGACUAAGCCCAACUUCGCCAUAAUCACCCAGUGGUGUGAGGGCAGCAGCCUGUACCGCCAUCUGCACGUCAGCGAGACCAAGUUCGACACCAUGCGCCGCAUCGACGUCGCCAGGCAAACGGCGCAGGGCAUGGACUAUCUUCAUGCCAAGAACAUAAUUCAUAGAGACCUGAAAUCCAACAACAUCUUCCUCCACGAAGGUUGGACCGUGAAGAUCGGGGACUUUGGGCUGGCCACGGUCAAGUCUCGCUGGACCGGCUCACAGCAGGUAGAACAGCCCAGCGGGUCCAUUCUCUGGAUGGCCCCAGAGGUGAUCCGAAUGCAGGAUACCAACCCCUAUACGUUCCAGUCAGACGUGUACGGAUAUGGGGUGGUGCUAUUCGAGCUAAUGUCAGGGACCCUGCCUUACACCAGCAUCAACAACAGAGACCAGAUCCUCUUCAUGGUCGGGCGUGGCUACUUGUCCCCAGACCUCAGUAAGAUGUACAGCACCUCCCCCAAGUCCAUGAAGAGGCUCAUCAUUGACUGCCUGAAGUUCAAACGCGACGAGAGGCCUCUCUUCCCUCAGAUACUGGUAAGCAUUGAGCAGGUCCAGGACCUGUUGCCAAAAAUCGAGCGGAGCGCCUCGGAGCCCUCGCUGCACAGGGCUGUCCACGCAGAGGACCUGAACCCACUCCUGUUCCACACCACCCGGAUCAUGCCCCUGUGAAGCCCCACCACGGGAGCCAAGAGCUGGUUGGCCGAGCGACCAUCACCCACCAAUGCUGCAGCAUUCUCACGGUGGAGACACACACAGAGAGAGAGGAAGCACUGACAGCAGUCCAUUCCACCACACAUUCCUCCCCCCCUAUCCGCCCCCCUCAUGCCCCUUUCGCCCCCUCCCCUGGGCAAAAGCUGGAGCAUUGCCCAAGUCGGGUGGCGCCACUAGAUGGAGCCCCAUCGACGUGGUGCAUCUGGCAGGCUGACUGAAGGCUGUCCCUUCCCCCCUGCUGAUUGCCCAGGCAGUUUGGUGUGUGGUCCGCGCCGGAGACCCAUACAUUCCUGUUAGGCGAUGGAUUUCUCAAGGCUGCUUUUGGGGUGGACACUUUUUUUUAUUUUAUUUUUUAGUACCAUCGGAAUUUCAUGGUGAGCUUUCAAGGAGCAGGAGAGACAAGAUCGCUCUGAAUCUGAUGUAAAAAAAAAAAAAAAAAAAAAAAAAAAAAGUGGUUGUCCAUAUACCACUGAGCUUUUGUUAAUUCAUAGUUCCUUGCAGUCUUAGUAUACAUACAUAUACAUACGCAUAUAUGUAUGUGUGUAUAUACACACACAAAUUUAGUUAAAUUGCUGCUAUAAAACAUUGAUUGGUAUGCCACGGAGACCAGCAGUAUGGGACUCAAGCAACACCGCACAAUUGUCUGAGCACAGUAACAUUUCCAAAAGGCUUGCACUGUCUCCAUUCGACACAUCGAGCUCCGCACAGCAUUGAGUUACUACACGGCCACAAAAGCUGUAGUCUUAACAGCUACUGUAAGAGUAUUCCUGAAAACGUGCUUACAUUUAGCUUGAUUUAUACAUUGCACCAUGGAGCAGCUACUGAUUGUUUUAAGGUGGUGUUAGGCCAACAUUUCCUCACAUAUCAUUUCCACUUUUCCUAUAUUUCAUAGACUUCUGCAGGCUUUUUUGAAGAUCGUCUUGCAAGAAUCAUGUGUAACCUGCAUACCCAGAGCAUAUGAGAGGGCAAGUCCUUACCCUCCAAGAGACAUAUUUUCCCAGACUAAUUUCUCCAUGUCAUGUGGCCUGGUGUUGCAAUCUCGUCUUAUUAAAGUGUUUAUUUUUUCUUCUUCACCAUAGGGAAUGUUCACAGCUCAGGUGAAUGGCAUUGUCUGGUGCAAAGAGCAGUUUCUGAAUGGGUGUUCAAUAUUGAUUUGUUUGCUAGCUCCGGCAAGUGGUUUAAAACGAGCUGCCUUAAUGUAAGUACUGGCUUCUUUACUCGUUGUACCCUAAUGGCAGUGGUGGAAGUGCAGAGUAAUCGGUUUUUAUUCCAAAUCGUUGUGGUAUGGAUUAUUGGCAAUCGUGAUAUCCCCCCCAAAAAAACACCAGCUUUUCAAUUGAAGAUACUUAAUGGAACGUUCAAAUACAAGCCACGUUUUUCUUUGCUGUUUUCUUUGAACUGGUGUUAAUACACACAGCUGUCGCAUAGGCUACAGCACAGGCCACUAGUUGCUGCUGAGCAAUGCUUUCACUUAUUGAUGUCAGUGUACAGAAGAUUUUUAGCGGUCACCUCAAAUGAGGGAUUUGGACAACCAGCCAGUUUAUCAUAAGGAUGGGAGUUUCUUGUUGGGUGUAUGCGGUGGUUGUAGGCUAGUUCCUCUCAAACGCGCGUUAACGUUAUUUAUAAGAUAUACGGUUGCUUAUUUCACUGCUCCCUGGUGCAAUGCAGAAUGAAUUCCUGUGUCGCUGAGGCUCAUCAAUGAUCACUUUAGUUUUAGCAUCUUGCGUUGGUCAAACUAACAGUAACUGUGAUAGUAACCCAGAACGGGUAUGCUUGGUGUUCUCUAUGCUGGCAAAUGGCUUGACGUUGGAGGGUGUGAUUUGUCGAUACUGUAUUUGACGUGGUCAAUUUAACAAGUGCAGAGCUUAUCGGGGGGGGUUAUUGAACAUUGCAGGACUGACAGCUUUUGUAAGAAGCAGAUACAGGUUUUUAGACCUAGAUGUUUUCAAGUUUCAAAUAAAUAAGGGGAAGGGCUGGGUACCCUCCUCUGUUUUCUUAUUCCAGUUAUGUUGGUGGCUGUGGGUUGGGUAAGGAUAGGGAUAGGGUUGUCCGGGGCUUUGGUGACACGAUGGUUGGGGAAAGGCUACUUUUUUUUCCUAUCUUAUUUAUUGAUGUCAUUGCAGAUUGCGUGAAUCUGCUGUUCUUGGAUCUUUUGGGGUGGGUGAGAUGUUUGUUUACUGACAGAGAUCCCUCUUUGCAACAUUUAAGUCAUCGUUGUGGUUCUUUCCGAUUUAGAAUGUUCUUCAAGGCACGGUACUGUCUCAAACUACUUCUCUAAACUAGCUUAUUUCUCAAACUCAAGUGUGGCUAAAAAUGGCAACCUAAGCACAGUAGAUGGAUAUCAAGCAAUAAAGUGUCAUGAGCAAUGCAAAGUGCAGAGAAAGACUAAAUUAAAUUUUCUUUCCAAGGGCAUCUAUCAUUUUUUGUAUUGUGUAGAUUACAGGAGAAAUUGAGUAGGCCAAUGGCUGAAAUGUAUCUCUCCAAAUAAAAUCUAUUUUACAGACUUGUAGCAAUAGAGCUAGCAAGGAGAGAUGAAUUUGUUUUCCAGUGCAUGUAGAAGUAUACAUGAUGCAAGCAUAGUAUCUAAUUUGUCUGGUGGCAUUGCUUUACCAUAGUGUAACAUCAUGUAUUCCCUGAUUUCUCUUGACUGAGGGCUCAGAUUAUAUCAUGUCUUUUUCAUUGAAGAGGUGAACACGAGAGUAUCGGAGUGUGAGUUUAGUUGACUGCAUGCCUUUCUCUUCCAAAGAGGACAGCGUUUCGUCUGUUGAGAGGAGAGGCGGGGGACGGGGUAGGGGGUGCCACAUUGACCAAAAUUGAAAAGUAAUAUACGGACUUCCCUUAAAAUCAAGUCUGCAAUACGUGCAUGAUAUCAGAUAGAAGAUACCACUUACUGUCUCAACAGAGUAAUGGCAGGGGUCAUUGGGGUGGGGACGGAAACCAGACAAACUCAACAGCUGUCUAUUUUAAAGCAGAAAUGAGAAUGGGCGAGCUGUGUCAGUAGUUUUGCAUAUCUCUAGGUGAACUCCAAUAAUUGUGUGUGUAUAGUUUCUGAGGUAUCAGGGGUGUUCUGUUUGCAAUAAGUGGUAUAUUCUGCUGUGUACAGUUACAUUUUUUUUUUUUAUUACAAAACUGUACCUUGUUUCUAUUUUUGUGUGAUGGUUUGAAAAGAACAAAAUUAUUUUAAAAUGUAAAAGAAAUCUUUAGUAUUUUUGUAGGUUUUUGUCUUAAAAUAUUGAGGAUGCAGGAUUUUAUUCUUUAAAUAAAACUGUGGAAUACU